AUGGCGUCUGCGCCGCAAUGCACGGCGUCGACGCACAGGUCGGCGGUCGUCCGUGGCACGCACGAGUUUCACAUCGUCGGCUACAGCGAGCGUAAGCCGUUCGCCCGUCUCACCAACAAGGCGGUCGGCAACUACACCUGGGACCUCGUCUGCACCUUCGGUGUUCAAGGUCACCUCACAUCCAUCACCCUGGAGCUGCUCACCAAAACCAUUACCAAGGAUGUCAUCGCCACGGCCAGCCUUCAGAUCGACGACCCGCUUGGCCGGUGGCCGCCCGCCGUGUGGCGAAGCGACGCCGCCCACAGAUUCUGCAGGAGAAUAUUUGCCGGUAUGAGCUGGAAGCUGUCGCUACCGGAUGCGUUCCGUGGGCACGAGGAGCGCUACGUCACCGACGAUGACCGCCCCACCAUCAUCUGCACCGUCGACAUUCUCCAAGAGGAUACCCAGACCGCCGCGGAGACCAGGAAGUGCUUGGUCUCUGUGGUGCCGGCGCCGACCAUCCCACGGGAUUUUCAGCAGCUUCUGCUACUUCUGGAGAAGUACCCCAAGUUAUCCGACGUCACCUUCCUCGUAGAGGCUACUGAGUUCCGUGCGCACAGGCUUGUGCUUGCGAUGCGGUCGCCGGUCUUUGCCACGGAGCUCUUUGGUGACGCGAAGGAGAGCACCACAAGCCGAAUAAGGAUAGACGACAUAGAUGCCUCCACAUUUAGGGCCAUGAUCCGGUUCAUCUACACUGACGAGCUUCCCAUGAAGCCAAUCAACCAUGUGGAAUCAAGAAGCCCCCUUAAUAAUAAUUUUAAAGAGGAAUACAUGUCCCUCGCCCGCAAACUCCUUGUGGCAGCUGAUCGGUAUGAUCUCGAGAGGCUGAGGCUCAUGUGCGAGAACAUACUGUCGGAGUGCAUCAAUGUGGCCACUGUCAUGAAGACGUUACUGCUGGUGCGAGGCCGCCAAAGGUGCUAUCAGCUCCAGGAUUCCUGCAUCAAGUACAUACCGUCUGAUCCUGAUGUGUACAACGCGGUGAGGACGACCAAGGAGUAUGAGGAGCUCAAAGAAACAUGCAGCUCUUUUAUAAUUGAGGUCAGUGAGAGAGUAGCUCAUGGCCAACCACCCUUCUUCCUCCAGUAG
Messenger RNA from Aegilops tauschii subsp. strangulata, 1125 nucleotides. The record is from RefSeq and is a predicted model, not a curated record. Lineage: Eukaryota; Viridiplantae; Streptophyta; Magnoliopsida; Poales; Poaceae.